AGCCUUCGCGGAAGUCAAGCACGGUGAUGGUGGCGGCCUCGUCAGCCUAGCAUCAGGAAGAGGAUGUUUGCGUCAAGAAAAUGGAUGAUAGUACCUGCUUAUAAGCCUUUAUAACAAAGUUGAACACCCUUAGAGUUUAACUAUUUAACCUGCUGGGGGUUUUCAGAUAGCAAAUUCCCUUCCGUGCCAGCCGCCCUCUGUAAGUCUGAAGCAGGGCGCUGGAUAAAAUGUCCCUGUUCCAGUCGGCACUGGAUUUCCUAGCCGGGCCAGGCUCGGUCGGGGCUGCCAGUCGGGACCAGAAUGAUUUCGUCGGGCAAGUCGUUGAGCUCGGUGACAUGAAACUGAGGAUCAAGAGGGUGAUCGCAGAAGGUGGGUUUGCCUUUGUGUAUGAAGCCCAGGACAUGAGCGGUGGUAAAGACUAUGCCCUCAAGAGGUUGCUAUCCAACGAGGAAGAGAAGAACAAGGAAAUCAUCCAGGAAGUCUGCUUCAUGAAAAAGCUGUCGGGUCAUCCCAACAUGGUUCAGUUCUGCUCUGCUGCCUCCAUCAGUAAGGAGGAGUCUGACACUGGACAGGCCGAGUUCCUGAUCCUCACUGAGCUGUGUAAAGGUCAGCUGGUGGACUUUAUAAAGCGGGUCGAGCAGAGGGCUCCGCUGUCAUGUGACACAGUCCUGAAAAUCCUCUACCAGACGUGCCGCGCCGUACAGCACAUGCACAAACAGAAGCCUCCAAUCAUACACAGAGACCUCAAGAUUGAGAACCUCUUGAUUAGUAACCAGGGCACCAUCAAGCUGUGUGACUUUGGCAGCGCCACCACAGUGUCACAUUACCCUGACUACAGCUGGUCAGCACAGAAAAGGUCCAUGGUGGAGGAUGAGAUCACAAGGAAUACCACUCCUGCGUACCGAACGCCAGAGAUGAUCGAUCUCUACUCCAACUUCCCCAUCAAUGACAAACAGGACAUCUGGGCUCUAGGGUGCAUCCUCUACCUGUUGUGUUUUAAACUGCACCCAUUCGAGGAGGGGGCCAAGCUGCAAAUCGUCAAUGGAAAAUACUCCAUCCCUCAGAACGACGUCAAGUACACUGUGUAUCAUGACCUCAUACGUUCCAUGUUGAAGGUGAACCCUGAGGAGCGUCUGUCUAUAACAGAGUUGGUCAACCAGCUCCAAGAAAUAGCAGCAGCACGCAACGUAAACCCCAAGUCUCCCAUUACAGAGCUUCUGGAGCAGAAUGGAGGGUUCGGCAACAACGGAGCCCAGCCGCCCAUGCAGAUCCACAACGUCCAAAACAAUGCAGGUAUAUAUGAUCCUGAUCAGUCGGGCAGUGGCCUCUUCGAUAUCUUAAGGGGAGGAACGGAGCGCUUUUUGACCAACAUCAAGGACACGUCCUCUAAAGUCAUCCAAUCAGUAGCAAGCUAUGCCAAAGGGGACCUGGAUAUCUCGUACAUCACCUCCAGAAUAGCAGUCAUGUCCUUCCCAGCAGAGGGGGUGGAGUCAGCGAUAAAGAACAACAUUGAGGACGUCCGUCUGUUCCUGGAUUCCCGCCAUGCUGGUCAUUAUGCAGUGUACAACCUCUCCAAACGAUCAUACAGGCCUUCUCGAUUCCACAACAGGGUUUCAGAGUGUAACUGGCAAGUGCGCCGUGCUCCCAACCUCCGCAGUCUCUAUAGUGUGUGUAAGAACAUGCAUCUAUGGCUCAAACAAGACCAAAGGAACAUCUGUAUAGUACACUGUCUGGACGGCAGGGCAGCAUCAGCAGUAGCAGUUUGCUCCUUCUUGUGUUUCUGUCGCCUUUUCACCACAGCUGAGGCUGCUGUCUACAUGUUCUCCAUGAAACGCUGCCCACCUGGAAUAGCACCCUCACACAAGCGGUAUAUAGAGUAUAUGUGCGACAUGAUGGCGGAGGAGCCCAUCAUCCCCCACAGCAAGCCCAUAGUCAUUCACUCCAUCGUCAUGACACCCAUGCCGCUGUUCAACAAGCAGCGUAAUGGGUGCAGGCCGUUCUGUGAAGUUUAUGUCGGAGACGAGAGAGUCCUCACCACAUCACAGGAAUACGACAAGAUGAAGGAUUUUAAGAUUGAGGAUGGGAGAGCAGAGAUUCCCCUCAAUGUGACAGUGCAAGGAGACGUACUGGUGGUGAUCUAUCAUGCAAGGUCUACACUGGGAGGACGUCUUCAGGCCAAGAUGGCAUCCAUGAAGAUGUUCCAGAUCCAGUUCCACACAGGCUUUGUCCCCAGAAAUGCAACCACUGUAAAGUUUUCCAAGUAUGACUUGGACGCCUGUGACAUCCAGGAGAAGUACCCAGACUUGUUUCAGGUCAACCUUGACAUCGAGGUAGAACCCAGGGACAGACCCAGCGCAAAGACCCCUCCUUGGGAGAGCUUCCAAACCAAAGGCCUCAACCCUAAAAUCCUUUUCAGCUCUCGUGAUGAACAGCAGGAGAUCCUCAGUAAAUUUGGGAAGCCUGAGCUGCCCCGUCAGCCAGGUUCAUCCGCAUUUUAUGAUUCAGAAACCUCACAACCAGCGCAGACCCCUGAAGGUUCCACUGUAACAGAACCGGAAUCUCCCAUGAGCCCAGAUAGCAACGCUAACAACUUCUUCCAGACACUGGAUUGGGAAGAUGUGCGUGGCUCUCAGGAAGGCAGUCAAGGAGGGGGGUCCAUGAAUGACCAAGAGGACCUGAGUGAUCAGUCUGAAGGAGAGUCCUACUCGUACUCUGCUCCUGGGGGAGAGCCGCUGUCACGUGACCCAAGUGAACCGCUGUUUGAUGCUGACUUCCAGAGCCCUCCUCCGGCAGCCCUGGAUUCUCCCAUUGGUGACACAGCUGACCUCUUGGGCUUGAACGCUGACCCUCAACCUCCCUCCUUGUCAUCAACCUCCUCCUCUGCUCCUCAACAAGGAGUCCAGGGAGGAAUGAAAGGUGCAUCCAGCAACAGCGACCUCCUUAACGACCUGUUUGCACCCCCUGGUGGUCAAACAGGAGCUGUGCAGGAAGACUUGUUCUUCAGUGGGCCUACUAGUGGGGCCACACCUGACCCAAAACCCAUGGGAGAUCUGUUUGAUCCAUUUGGAAUGGGGUCUGCCUCUGGGGUUGGAUCUAGUGUGGGUUCCUCUCGGCAGGCCUCUGGACCGGACUUGUUUGGAGACUUGUUGGGUUCUGAUAGUUCAGCCACCAGCGGGUUCAGCUCAGCCCACAGUAACGCCACUCCUGCUUCUAACACGAGCCUCUUCAACCUCAAUAAGAUAGUGAAUGAUGCCCCUAAGAUGACAUCGUCAGCUAGCCAACCAGAUCUGCUGGGUGGCUGGGAUAGCUGGGCAGCUGGCACCACGGCUAGCAUGAGUGCCACCACAAGCAAACAGAACUACACCAAUACAUCUUCUGGUAUGUCAUCCAUGUCCAAGGCCAAGUCUCAGACCUUUGAUCCUUUUGCCGACUUAGGAAACCUGGGAUCCAAUUUACCAGGUUCCUCCAGCGGUAACUUCUCCGGGCCUUCUUUCAACACAAAGGCUCCUUCUUCCUCUACUUCUUCCUCUGCUAAGCCUCAAGCCCAGCCCUGGCAGUCUGGAAGACCCACACCAGCCCAGAGCAAACCGUGGAUUCAUGGAUCAGGAUCUGGUACUGCACCCAAAGCAUCCUCAGUGUCUCAGCCGGGAGGAGCACAGCCCACCAAACCCAAUUACAACCUUAACUUCUCCAGUGUCAUCGGUGGCAGAGAGGACAGAGGGGUCCGUGGUCCUGGGUUUGGCCCCAAGCCCAAGGUAAAGGAGGACGACUUUGAGGACCUGCUAUCCACUCAGGGUUUUGCCUCUAAGUUUGAUAAGAAGGGACCAAGAUCCAUCGCUGAAAUGAGAAGACAAGAGAUCACAAAAGACAUUGAUCCGCUCAAAUUACAGAUUUUGGACUGGAUUGAGGGGAAGGAGCGAAACAUCCGAGCGCUGCUGUCAACCCUGCACACGGUGCUGUGGGAGGGAGAAACCCGCUGGAAGACUGUGGGCAUGGCUGACCUGGUUACGCCUGACCAGGUGAAGAAGUACUACAGGAAGGCUGUGCUGAUUGUCCACCCUGAUAAGGCUACAGGCAAGCCUUAUGAAGAUUAUGCUAAAAUGAUCUUCAUGGAAUUAAACGACGCCUGGUCAGAGUUCGAGAACCAGGGAUCCAAAGCCCUCUUCUGAAAAAAAGAAAACCUUUGGUCUGGACCCAUCCAGACCAGACUGGACUGGAUUCUGUCUAACUAAACAAGAGUUAGACCGGGCCAGUUUGGACAGGACUGAGCCCACAUUGGGCCUUAAGGGGUGCAGAGCCUCUGAGAGGUGUCCUCUCUACCAUUCCCUUCACUCCCUCUGUCCCUGUUUAGUUUCUUCUGUCCACACAGUAAAGGAAAAAAAAAAGACCUUUUGCCUCAUGCCUGGCUGUGGUGAAAAGUCCCUCAGUGGUUGAAAAACAGCCAGGUAAAUAAACAUUGUGUUAGCUCACUGCCUACCUGUACCAAUGCCUGAGUGGUGCUGCAAACAUCAGGAGGGUGGAAUGAGUGACAAUCACAUGAAGAAGACGAGAGAAAUCAGAUAACACAAGGACCUUAAAAGUGACCAAUGUGAAUAUUAUGACAGUGAUAAAAAGAAAAAAAAAAAGAUUUAACAACCCUACACUAAUAAACUGCUGGUAUAUUUUGGCUCAUAGGUCGUCAUUUCUGCCUGGCACGUUUGCAGACAAUAAGUCAUUCAAAAGAAUGGAUAAAAAAAACAAAAAAACAGAACAUCUUGUAAUAAUCUUGUAAAUCUUUCAGCAUGCCAGCAACAAAUGGAAGUCUACAGUUAUUUGAAUGUUAACAUUUUGAAGCUUAGUUGCCUCAUUGAAUAGCUGAUAAAUGUUGGAACACACCAACCACAGCAACAAACGGACAAUAAAAACUUCUCUUGCAGAAAAAGGACUGAAAUAAAUGGAAGUAGAUCUACUGAAAAUACCACACAAUACUUGCAAUGGUUGGGUUUGCUCCUGAGCCUGUUUAUCUCCAAAAAGACAAAGACUAAUGCCUGCUGAACACUACUAGUGCUGCUUCUAUAAUUAUUGUUCUAUCUGCACACACACAGACACACAAACAUACACGCUCCUCUGACCGCGGUCCAAAUCUGCAUCCUGAACUUCUUCUAAAGGAGCUGAACUUUUUUUCGAAGCCCUGUAUAAACCUAAACCAGACAGUCUGUUGUUGUUGAAGUGCUCUUUGAAUUCCACCCACUCAGGCUUUACUGUGUAGCUAACUGCAUGCUCUCCUACGCCAAACCUCUACACAACAGGAGGGAGGUGUGUUUGAUUUCAAACCAGGGUAGUCCAAACAGGGCAGGGUCUAUUUUUUAUUUUAUUUUUAAGUGCUCUUUUUCUUGUAGCAGAAACAAAGAAAAGUCUACCUGCCUGAUUACGCUGCGUUGCAAACUCGACAUGUCUUCACAGCGCUUUCAAUCAUUCCUCAUCAGCCUCAUCAUUAUUAACCUCUCUCUGUGUCUCUGAAAGCCCCGCCCACCUCCAGCGCAGACGUCAUUGGACUGUCUUUUUGACAGUGCAUAGGAGGAGAUCAAAAAGUGAAGGAAUGAAAAGAGAAUAUGUUAUGAUGCUCUUGGUUUUUAAUUUUUCUUGUAUUUUUUUUCUGGGUUAAUUCUUUAAGCUUUGGGGUUUUUUUUGUUAAUCAUCACUUCAUUGUAAAUAUGAAAUCCUUCAAGUGGCUUUAAGAUUACAGCCUGAGCGAAUGAUUAGUCAGUGAGCUUGUAAUUGGCUGCCUGAGUGUGUGUGUGUGUGUGUGUGCGUGCGUGCGUGCGUGCGUGUGCGUGUGUGUGUAGGGAAAAGAAUACUGAUUUGUUUUUUGGCAUCAUGCUUCCUUGUCCGCAUUCACUAUCUUUUUCUUUCUAAAUUUCACACUUAUUUUUCACGACGUGUUGUGUUUCCCAAAACUUUCCAACUUUUGCGCUAUUCUUAUCACGUUACCUCAUGGACCAAUCAAAUCACCUGUUUUUUUUUAAAUUUUAUUUAUUAUGUUUUUUUUUCUGGGAGGGUUGGGGGUUAUAAUGACAUGUAUUCAUGCAUAUAAAUGGCACAAGUGAAAAAAUGGUCAGAUAAUAUAUAAGUGAAAUGUGCUGAGUGCAAGUGGGACAGUUUGAUCACAUUGAGCCUCUUUGUUGCUGUUUUUCAUUCCAAAGCGUCUAUUAUUAAUACGAAUGUGCUUUUACAAAUAUAAAUAUAUAUAUCCUCUUUGAUGUUAAGCAGUAUGUGUUUCUCAUUUGUCUGUUCGGUCUGUCUUUUUGAUAAGUUUUUGUUUCUUUUCUCUCUUUGCGACAGAACCGAAGUGUUUCUCUUCUGUAUUUGCUUUUUGACACCUUGUUAAAAUUCCAAGUCGAGGGGCCAGUUAACCUGAGUAAGGAAGAAAAAAAAGAAUUGGACUGAUGCUCGAGUUUCGAUUGAAACUCCUUUGACAGUAUGAUCACAGUAUAGAGAAGGAUUGCAAAACUACAGUGUUUACUGUACCAAAUUACAUCAUAACUAAUAUGAAUGUAGAUUUCAGUGCAAAAAGAAAAUUAAAAAACCUUUGAUCUGU
Messenger RNA from Labrus mixtus (cuckoo wrasse), 6577 nucleotides. RefSeq names its product cyclin G associated kinase (gene gak). Gene Ontology annotation, biological process: positive regulation of Notch signaling pathway; protein phosphorylation; regulation of clathrin-dependent endocytosis. Gene Ontology annotation, cellular component: cytoplasm. The coding region runs from base 228 to 4169 and encodes 1313 amino acids. The record is from RefSeq and is a predicted model, not a curated record. Gene Ontology annotation, molecular function: AP-2 adaptor complex binding; ATP binding; protein serine/threonine kinase activity. The transcript has 29 exons. NCBI's taxonomy places the organism in Eukaryota, Metazoa, Chordata, Actinopteri, Labriformes, Labridae.